AUGGGCCGCUGUCUCCGUCCCAGGACCCUGGUUCAGUUGAUACUGCUGCCUCUGCUGUGCCGUUGGAACGUGGCUGCCUGUCCCACCCACUGCAAGUGCUCUCCCACCUCGGUCGAGUGCGCUGAGGCUGGCACGGGUGUGGGUUUCCCCUUCCUGGACCUGGACGAGAGAGCCAACAUAACUGAGAUAUACAUUGAGGGCCAGGCUGGCCUGAAGCGCCUGACUGCAUCCGACCUGGAGUACUAUAGCAAGCUCAGGAACCUAAAUCUGUCGUCGAACGCGCUCACCUCCCUGUCCUGGAAACCCUUCCAGUCUCUCAACCUCACUGAGCUGGCGCUGCUGAGAAACCCCCUGCGAUGCUCUUGCGCGAUUGGCUGGCUGCGUCUGUGGCAGGAGCGCGGGCUUGCGGCGCUGGCCAAUCAGAGCCUGAGUUGCCGGGGGAACAGCAGCAGCGUGCGACUUGAGUCGCUGCUGCUCGUCGACUGCGGUGUGGCGGAGGCUGUAAUUGACGCAGAGAACCUGACAGUGAGGGAAGGAGAGAACCUCACCCUCCUGUGUCGUGCCUCGGGUUUGCCCUCACCCUCUGUCCACUGGCUACUGGAGAGGGUCAGGUCCCGAUACUCCCUGCAGGUGGAUGCUGCUCGGCCGCAGGAAGCAGCGCUUAUCCUGAUCAACGUCGACCCCGAGGAGAAUGGCAACACCCUCAGCUGCUGGGCAGAGAACAUGGUGGGGGCCACAGAGGUCUCCCUCACCCUCUCAGUGUUGUAUAAGCCGGAGAUCCUGAGCCUGUCAGACGCCGUCAACCACCACAACUGGUGUUUCCCGUUCGUGAUGCGCGGCAACCCCCGGCCCCACACUCGAUGGUUCCACGGCCCUUUCGAGCUGCCCAACAGCCUCAUCAGCUGGACCACCAUCUAUGAGGAGGCCCCCAACGAGGUGCAUGGCUGCCUGGAGCUGGCCAGCCCCACCCACUGCAACAAUGGUAACUACACGCUGAUCAUCGAGAACCCACUGGGCAGUGCCCGCGCCUCCGCCCAGGGGCACUUCAUGGACGGGCCUCUCGACAUCUGCCUCAGCGAGCCCACCACCCCCGCAGCGAGGGAGACCACCACCUCCAGGAACGUGACGGCCCGGGAGGAGGAGCCUACCUUCGGAGUUUGGGUGCCAGUGGGACUGGCUGUCCUGGCCUCGCUCUUCCUGAUGCUGGUGCUGACCGCGAUUCACCGAGUCCGCGCCGACAGCAAGCUGCAUCACAACCGGGAGGCAAAGAUGCUGGGAGCAGAGGAGGAAGCGGGGGUUUCGCUGCACUUCCUGAACCUGGGAAUCAGUGCCAGCCCACUGCCCCGCGAUCAACAGGAGGCAAAGAGCCAUGCCAUCCAGAACCCACAAUACUUCUGGGAGUCCCCCGUGCACCACAUCAACCGGAGGGACAUCAGUCUGAAGUGGGAGCUCGGAGAAGGAGCCUUCGGCAAGGUGUUCCUGGCGGAGUGGCAGAAUCACAGGGAUGGGGAGGAACCGAUGCUGGUGGCGGUCAAGGCUCUGAAGGAGGCAACGGAGAGCGCACGGACAGACUUCCAGCGAGAGGCCGAGCUGCUGACCUUCCUGCAGCACCAGCACGUCGUCACCUUCCAUGGGGUAUGCACGCAGGGAGAGCCCCUCCUCAUGGUCUUCGAGUACAUGAAGCAUGGAGAUCUCAACCGAUUCUUGCGAUGCCAGGGUCCCGAUGCCCCGAUGCUGGGGAGUGGCAGCGAGCAGACUCUGGGACCGUUGAAAAUGCCCCAGCUUCUGCACAUUGCCCAGCAGAUCGCUGCGGGCAUGGUUUACCUCGCCUCGCUACACUUCGUCCACCGCGACCUCGCCACCCGCAAUUGCCUGGUCGGGGAGGACAUGAUGGUGAAGAUCGGGGACUUCGGCAUGUCCCGGGAUAUCUACAGCACGGACUACUACAGGGUUGGAGGUCGCACCAUGCUGCCUAUCCGCUGGAUGCCCCCCGAGAGCAUCAUGUACCGCAAGUUCACGGCGGAGAGCGACAUCUGGAGCUUCGGUGUGGUCCUGUGGGAGAUCUUCACCUACGGCAAGCAGCCUUGGUACCAGCUAUCCAACACUGAGGCCAUCGAGUGCAUCACGCAGGGUCGGGUGCUGGAGUGCCCACGUGGCUGCCCCCGGGAGGUUUAUGCCAUCAUGCGGGGCUGCUGGACCAGAGACCCGCAGCAGAGGCUGUCCAUCAAGGAGAUCUACGAGCACCUGCAGCAGCUGGUCAGGUCGCCGCCACUUUACCUCGACGUGUUGCAGUGA
This is a messenger RNA of Hypanus sabinus (Atlantic stingray), 2295 nucleotides long. RefSeq names its product high affinity nerve growth factor receptor-like. The transcript has 15 exons. NCBI's taxonomy places the organism in Eukaryota, Metazoa, Chordata, Chondrichthyes, Myliobatiformes, Dasyatidae. The record is from RefSeq and is a predicted model, not a curated record. Bases 1 to 2295 code for a protein of 764 amino acids. Gene Ontology annotation, biological process: nerve growth factor signaling pathway; multicellular organism development; regulation of phosphatidylinositol 3-kinase/protein kinase B signal transduction. Gene Ontology annotation, molecular function: neurotrophin receptor activity; neurotrophin binding; transmembrane receptor protein tyrosine kinase activity. Gene Ontology annotation, cellular component: plasma membrane; signaling receptor complex; axon.